This is a messenger RNA of Vanessa tameamea, 1559 nucleotides long. RefSeq names its product peroxisomal membrane protein PEX13 (gene Pex13). Gene Ontology annotation, biological process: protein import into peroxisome matrix, docking. Bases 250 to 1398 code for a protein of 382 amino acids. Lineage: Eukaryota; Metazoa; Arthropoda; Insecta; Lepidoptera; Nymphalidae. Gene Ontology annotation, molecular function: protein binding. The transcript has 5 exons. Gene Ontology annotation, cellular component: peroxisomal membrane; peroxisomal importomer complex; peroxisome. The record is from RefSeq and is a predicted model, not a curated record.
CAGUAAUCACAAAUUCACAAAAUUUUGUCACUUUAGUCGACAGUAGAGCUCAGUUCAGUAAUAAGUGUACUAUAUUCAUUAUUACCAGCGACUAGCUGUAUUGUUUUGAAUGUUUUUCUAUGUAAUUUUUAUUGCAUCCCAAGAAGUAAAUACAUUGUUAAUCAGAUUUAAAUGAAGUGAUUAAUAUUCAUAAGUGAUAUAUACGGAAAGUUUAACGUGUUUUAAUCUUUAUAAGUGUAAAUAAGAACAAUGAGUGAACCAGCGAAGCUUAACGGGAACUCUGACCCUUCUUUAUCGAAUGCGGGUGUUAUAGGCACAGGCGAAGUUCCUUCUUUCAGGAACCCCAUACCAUCAACUUCGUUUAUUAAUAACAACAUUGGAGCUCCCGUUCUACCACCACGACCUGACUUUAGCACUCAGCCUGGUUACGGCAUGAACUCGGGCUAUGGAUACGGUGGUAUGGGAGGAUCGUAUGGUAUGGGGUAUGGUGGGGCAGGAUAUGGAUACAAUGGAAUGGGGGCUGGCUACGGAAUGGGAAUGGGGAUGGGGAUGGGCAUGGGUGGUAUGAAUUCAUAUGGAGGAUAUAAUAGAUAUGGACCAAUGUAUGGAGAUAUUGAAAGCAGAUUUAUUCAAAUGGCAGAAGACAGUUCAAGGCCCGCAUUUGAUUCAAUACAAAGCGUUGUUAAUGCUGUCGGCAGUAUCGCUAUGAUGUUGGAAAACACAUUUUUCGCUUUAACUAGCUCAUUCCGAGCCAUUCUAGGUGUAGCGGAAAACUUUGGACGUUUGCGGUCAUUGUUUGCUCAGUUUUGGUCCACAUUUGCAGUUGUUAGAAGUCUUAAUUGGCUUGUAAGGAAGCUGCUUGUGUUGCUGGGUAUCAGAACUGAAAAUGAAUUUAAGGCCUGGGCCGAGGCGGUGGCGGCGUCACAGAACGGAUCGGCGUCCCCAGAACAGCGCGCCAAAGGCUCCAGCUGGCCUAUUCUUCUCUUCUUCGGAGUGAUAGCCGCUGCUCCAUAUAUUGUUCUUAAAAUGCUCAAUGGACUGUCGACGAGCAUUAACGAAAGACUGCAAGAUCCACACACAUGGCAGAAUCCACUGCGCGCAAUUGCCCAACACGACUUCCAAGCUACCUCACCCCAGGAGAUCAGCUUCAGCACCAAUCAAGUCCUUACUAUCGCACCGCAACACCUCCAGGGUAAUCUGUGGAACUCAGGCUGGCUGAUGGCAUCAUCAGAUAGACAAACAGCUGGAUUAGUCCCAGUCAAUUACAUAAAAGUUGUAAAACCGACAAAUCAAAGUGAAAAUGAUAAUAAUCAAAAUGUAAUCAGUAAACCAACAGAUAAUCCUGUUCCAGAGCAAUGCACGGCUGAAUUAGAAAAAUAUUACGGUCAGGAAUUAUAAUUAUUUAAAAAAUAUUUUCUAGACUGGCAACAUUAUUUUACGUCACUUUGGCACUAAACACAUUUCUGACGUUAGAAUCACAAUUCAGAUGUAUAUCCUAUUCCAAUGGAAGUAGGAAAAAAGGUAAACAAACCUAAGAUUUACGUUUUCCAUGCAAUUUA